AUGGGUAGGAGCAAACGGCUUUCAGAAUGGCUUCUAAUAGGAGUGGGCAUACUGCAUAUAAUAAUAGCACCCUAUACAAAAGUUGAAGAAAGCUUCAAUGUACAAGCUAUCCAUGAUAUCUUAUAUCAUCAGUUGAACUUUAGCAAGUAUGAUCAUCACGAAUUUCCUGGAGUGGUGCCACGUACUUUUAUGGGUGCUAUGGUAGUUAGUGUUCCACUUUUUCCUGUAGUGAGUUAUUUCAAGUGGAGUAAUAUUGCAAAACACUGGAUUUUGUACGGCGCAAGAUUCGUGCUUGGUCUAACAGUCUUAUUCGCAUUUCUCCAUUUUGCUGAAAGAAUUGACAAAAAGUUUGGUGAAUUAUCGGGAGACUUUCUGAGGUUGACUAUAGCAACACAGUUCCAUUUUAUGUUCUACUGUUCCAGGCCUCUUCCAAAUACAUUUGCUCUAUUUGGGGUACUUUGGACUUACCAGAAAAUUCUGGAUGGACAUUGGUUAUGUGCAGCACGAAUUGCUACUGUUUUCACACUACUGUUUCGAUGUGAACUGGUAGUGUUUUAUGGUUGCGUUUUCAUAUGGCCUGUUUUAACGCGCCAGCUAUCUCUCUUUAGUUGGAAUGGUGCAAUUAUUCAUUGCUUGUCUGCUGCUCUGUUCAUUUUAGGUGUAUCCGUGCCAGUAGAUUCUUUUUUAUGGCGAAGAUGGGUAUGGCCCGAAGGUGAAGUAUGGUGGUUCAACGUAGUAUUAAACAGAAGUCAUGAAUAUGGUGUUCUGCCCUAUUUCUGGUAUUUUUAUUCCGCAAUUCCACGAGCAAUUAUUGCUUCAACUCCUCUUGUACCUUUGGGCAUGUGGAUUGAUCGUCGUUUACUGCCUAUUCUAAUACCUGUUAUAUGCUACAUCUUGUUAUAUUCUUUCCUUCCUCAUAAAGAACUUCGAUUUAUCAUUUACGCAUUACCGUUUUUGAAUAUUUCAUCAGCAGUGCUCUGUGCAAGAAUGUGA
This is a messenger RNA of Cercopithifilaria johnstoni, 993 nucleotides long. The record is from the annotation of a GenBank genome assembly. NCBI's taxonomy places the organism in Eukaryota, Metazoa, Nematoda, Chromadorea, Rhabditida, Onchocercidae.